GUGUGUGUGUGUGUGUGUUGCAAACGAGAGACCACCAACAGGAUACAAGAUUCCAAAAGAUCAACCUGAAAAUUUCAAAUAAUGAAGUGCUCCUCUGGCUUUUUCAUGAACAACACGGGCAUUGUGCAUAUUAGUCAAGACAGUAAUAAAAUACUGACAAAUUAAAUGUUUGUUUAGGCAACCCGUCUGAACUAACAACGAGCUGUGAGAUAUUGAGUUAAUGGAUGUCUGGCAAGGUCCUAAAUGCAUGGCCUUCUGUUGCCCUCACUUGUGUUGCGCAGGGGUUUGCCUUGAUGUUACAUUCUCAAUGAAUGAGUCAUACUUGGCUGGGAGGGUGCCGGUCUACAAGAACAGGGAAGUGUGUCUAUAAACAGUGCAAGUGAAGUGGGCUAAUUUCUAAAAACACACACACGCCAACAAUACCACCUCAAAAACUCAUCAGUCAUUUUGGCUUAAAUCUGCUGGUUAUUUGUAAGCCAUCGCAUGAAAGAACAACUGGGUGGAUGAUUAUAUGCAGAGACCAUAUUGUACUCAACCUCUGGUGGACAACCAAUGCCAUUCAUGCUCCUCCUCUACAAGACUAUCUUGCAUAAAUAUGCAUGUAACAGCCUUCAGUCAGCAUCUUAAAAUCGAAACAAAUGCAUAGGCCUACCACCAAAGACUGAUAGCCAGUAUCCUAAACAGUACCCUGCAUUGGUUGUAUUGAUGAGAUAUGCAUAUCCUCAAAUUGAAGAAUUCAACAGCCACUCUAAGUUUCUAUAUCACACAUGUUAUGUAAAAAUGGUUGUGCUGUCACAGUUCCAAAAGGUUGGGGACACCGCCAUAUCAGUAGGUGGCGAUACACUCCAUAUUGUUGUUAAAUCUGGUGUUGUUGUGCAGAGAAGAAGAACGCUAACAAAACCAUACAGAAUACAAGUAGCUACAAAGUUAUUGUUGUUGAAGGGAGUGAAACACUCAAGACGAAAUCAUUCUGGAAGUCGAAAGUGUAACAUAUUAUGGAUACAAAGAAAACGGUUAUCGUGACAGGAUUCGAGCCAUUUGGAGAACACAAAGUAAAUGCCAGCUGGAGUGCAGUACAGGAGUUGGAGAAGCUGGGUUUGGGUGAAGACAUUCACCUGGUCGUGAAAGAGAUCCCAGUAGAGUACAAAGCCGUCAGUGAAAUACUUCCUUCACUAUGGGAACAAUAUAAACCUGAGCUGGUGGUCCACGUCGGUGUCUCAGGAAUCGCCACCUCCGUCACCCUGGAGCAGUGUGGACGCAACCGUGGAUACAACCGCCUGGACAACUGCGACACCUGUCCCCUCUCACAGUGCUGCAUUGACGGGGGCCCAGACUGCUUGAUGUCGGUCAUAGACAUGGACUCCGUAUGCAAGAGAGUGAAGACCUGCAGACUGGGUGUUGGCUUCUGUGUAUCAAAGGAUGCCGGCAGAUAUUUAUGUGACUACACAUACUACACCUCGCUGCACCUAGGCAACCGCAGGUGUGCGUUCGUGCACGUGCCGCCACUUGGGAAGCGUCACACCGCGGAAGGCCUCGGCCAAGCCCUGCAGGCAGUUGUCACGGAAAUGCUCAAGAUGCUGAGAGACCAACGGUAUCACGGCCAGGAGGGGCACCGCUGUUAAGGACACUAGCGCUACCCCAAACUGCACACCUGUGGUCAACUGAGAGUGAUUGUCUCAGUUAACCUGUUUGAGUGAACACAACAGUGUGUUUGUCCCUUACUUAGGAUUUCCCAUUACCCCACCUGGCCACAGUCAAUGAUGCUGGGCUUGGGCCAAAUUCUGCCCACCUCACUGCCACAGUGGCUCAGUGUGGUCCAAUGACGUUCCCGAUGUUGUUGACACAAGUUACUUUAACUUCAGUUGAUGCUACUGCGGUCAUGCGGAGAGCUGCCACCAGGUCGGUCUCUGCUGACGAUUGCACUUUAUGAAAGGGUUAAUUUAAAGGGCUGAACAUGUGGUGUCUAUGCGCUGCAGAUGUACUGUAAUACAGAUGUACUUCUGUUGUGCCCAAUGGCAUCUUGUACAAGUAUUACACUUAUAGUUAUGGUUAACGGGUCCACUGUGGCUACCAAGUAAUUGGUUACAUAAUUUCAGAACUGGCCUGAAACAUUCCGUAAAUGUGUGAAGUAUCUAGUGUGCAAGGUUUGUUAAGUUAUUCAGCAAUCAUUGACUAACUUCGGUUAUCUGGCAUAGCACCACAUGUUCAUAUCCUUUGAAAAGAAAACCCAAAGUUGCCUUUAAUUGGUAAGGCAGUUGUCCAUUCCAGUGUACAGCAGAGGUUAAUCUGGAUUAUUGUUUUACAUUCCAUUCCAUUAUUCUGGAUAAAAAUAAAGUUAUGUUGCAAAAAAGGAAGAAAAAAAACCUACUGUGAAAAGCCUUCAAUGAUGUCAGGCUACUUCACAACAUUAAAUGUGACUCAUUCCUUCAAAUUUUAUUACAGCAAUCCAGAAUGUAUUGUUAUAUGUAAUUUCUAAAACAAGCAUAUGGCUCAGCACUGUCUGAAAAAAUAUUUUUUGUUAAUAAACUUUAUCAAAUAAUUAUA
This is a messenger RNA of Engraulis encrasicolus (European anchovy), 2544 nucleotides long. It is a transcript of the gene pgpep1, whose product is annotated as pyroglutamyl-peptidase I. The transcript has 5 exons. Gene Ontology annotation, molecular function: pyroglutamyl-peptidase activity. The coding region runs from base 996 to 1622 and encodes 208 amino acids. Gene Ontology annotation, biological process: proteolysis. The record is from RefSeq and is a predicted model, not a curated record. Gene Ontology annotation, cellular component: cytosol. Lineage: Eukaryota; Metazoa; Chordata; Actinopteri; Clupeiformes; Engraulidae.